Nematolebias whitei (Rio pearlfish) is the source of this 1350-nucleotide messenger RNA. RefSeq names its product guanine nucleotide binding protein (G protein) alpha v1 (gene gnav1). Lineage: Eukaryota; Metazoa; Chordata; Actinopteri; Cyprinodontiformes; Rivulidae. Bases 194 to 1279 code for a protein of 361 amino acids. Gene Ontology annotation, biological process: adenylate cyclase-modulating G protein-coupled receptor signaling pathway. The transcript has 9 exons. Gene Ontology annotation, molecular function: guanyl nucleotide binding; G protein-coupled receptor binding; G-protein beta/gamma-subunit complex binding. The record is from RefSeq and is a predicted model, not a curated record. Gene Ontology annotation, cellular component: heterotrimeric G-protein complex.
AGGAUUUUUUCCUGACAGAGAGGCGGAGACAGCUCCGGGAGCGAUGCGUAAAGUCCGUUUGGCUGCAGCGUUUGACGAACGACGACCAGGUGACCUGAAGUCCGUGUUUGAGGACGCUUUUCUGUGGACUGGUCCUGGGUUUUGGGUUUGUUUUCCUGUGUGAGCGGGUUCUGGGAGGAGAUGAGUGCUCGGGAUGGGACUGUGCCUCGGAACCGAAGACACAGAGGAGGAGAAGAAGGCCAGAAUACGCAGCUCCAAGAUAGACAGAGACCUGUACGAAUGCGCAAAGCAGGAGAUGAAUGUGGUUAAAAUCCUCCUGUUAGGUGCAGCAGAAAGUGGGAAAAGCACUUUGGUCAAACAGAUGAAAAUUAUCCACAGCAAUGGCUUCACCAAGCAAGAGUUAAGCAGCUUCAAGCCUGCGGUGUUGGAUAACCUGCUGACCUCCAUGAAGUUCGUCCUGCAUGGAAUGGGCGUCCUCCGCAUCAACCUGGCUAACAGCAAGAACAAGGUCCACGCCCAUUCAGUGCUGUCAUGCGGGCGGUGUUUUGAUGAAGAUCAGGUAUUGUUUCCCUUCUUGAGCCACGCCUUGUCCUGUCUCUGGGCCGACCAGGGAGUGAGGGCCGCGGCCGCCCGGGGCUUUGAGUACGAGCUCAACGACUCGGCGCUGUAUUUCUUUGAGAGCAUGAGCCGCAUCACUUCUCCGGAGUACGUGCCCACGGAGACAGACGUGUUGCGAGUGCGACUGAGGACGACCGGCGUGAUAGAGACCCAGUUUAAAGUCAACCGCCUUGUUUUCAGGAUGUACGACGUUGGAGGUCAGAGGACCGAGCGGAGGAAGUGGAUCAGUUGUUUCGAAGACGUCCGAGCGGUUCUGUUUGUGGUGUCGCUGAGCGGGUACGACAUGACGCUGGUGGAAGACCCCUCCGUGAAUCGUCUCCAGGAGAGCAUGAGACUUUUCUCCUCCAUCUGCAAUAACGUCUUCUUCCGCAGCACGUCCAUGAUUUUAUUCAUGAACAAGAUAGAUCUUUUUCAAGACAAGAUUUUACACACGGGCCGGCACCUGCGCUUGUUUCUGCCACAGUUCAAAGGAGCGGACUGCGAUGUGGAUUCUGCCGCCCGCUUCAUCGCCGCCACCUUCGUCUCGUUCAACAAAACGCCCAGCAAGCUCAUCUAUCACCACUUCACCACGGCAACGGACACGUCCAACAUCCAGGUCGUCUUCCAGGUGGUUAUGGACACAAUAAUUAAAGAAAACCUGGAAGCCGUGUCGCUCCUGUAGCCGCCAGCCAGGACCUCUUUGGAUGUUAAAUCAUGUUUUUAUCUUAUGACUGAAACUUAAAACAUUUUGAU